Cloeon dipterum is the source of this 4175-nucleotide messenger RNA. Its product is annotated as serine/threonine-protein phosphatase 1 regulatory subunit 10-like. The record is from RefSeq and is a predicted model, not a curated record. Gene Ontology annotation, cellular component: PTW/PP1 phosphatase complex; chromatin. NCBI's taxonomy places the organism in Eukaryota, Metazoa, Arthropoda, Insecta, Ephemeroptera, Baetidae. The coding region runs from base 214 to 3045 and encodes 943 amino acids. Gene Ontology annotation, molecular function: protein phosphatase 1 binding; metal ion binding. The transcript is spliced from 11 exons.
GUUCAACGCAUAUUAUGUGGACGAAUCUGUUACAAACUAUCGUCCCCUCACCCAACCCACCCAACCUCUAUUGUCAUCAGUCGACCAUCGAUUUGGUUGCCCUGUGAUUUGCCAUAGCAAAAACUCUUAAAAAAUUAUGGCUAUUUUAAUUGAAAUUUUUUUGAAUCUGUUUCAAGGACAUAAGUAAAAUCAACAUAUUAAGAAUAUUUCAAAAUGCCAAGGAUUGAUCCGCUUUCAUUACUAGACUGUCUAAGUGUGCUGCUUAAUCCCUUGGGAGGAAUCAAAACCCAAGAGGAUGUUGCUAGGAUAGUAAGUCUGAUGAGCAAAUUCUCAAAGAAGCUUGUCAGCAAGUGUGUGUAUGUGGAGAUUUUGCAUGCAACUGAAAGUAAACUACUGGAGAACUACAUGGUCCAUGGUGGCUGGGAACUGGUGAGCCAGUGGAUAUUAGAUGCUGUGGAAACAAACAACGGACCAUUGCUGGAAACCCUGCUGUCACUUACCAAGAAAAGUUGGUUCCCUCUAGAAGUGUUGAAGAUCAACGACUGUGCCAGAUCUGUGAACUCCUUAAUAACAGCUGCACCAAAUGAGCGCGUCAAAUUGCUUGCUCACGAAGUAGUCUCGCAUUGGAAGGAAAUAGCCAGAAUGAAUGACAUUAAGACUGCGGCGAUGGAAACAACCAAUCAAACCCAAGUAGAAAUCAAGGAAGAAGUCGAAGAAACGAUAAUCGAUUCUAACCAGGUGUUAACUGAAGAAGCAGUCAAGUUAGAAUUGAGCAAAGAGGAACCUGAGGAUGUCGAAGAGGAGGAGGAGGAAGAAGAUGAAGAUGCGUGCGAUGCCACUUCGACAUCGAUCGAAGAGGAUGGGCCGAUUGCCCAACCUCUGGGAGAACUGCCAGUUUACAGACUGACCAUGCGGGACGGGAAACACGUUCUUGCCAAGGUCACUACUGGCCCAACAAUUCAGCCCGAAUUCAAAACUGUCGAAGUAGAAGUGCCACUCGUUGAAACCUCGCCCGUCAAGGAUGGACCAAAGGGAGCGGCCAGACGGAAGCAGGACUUGAAACCGAAGGAGCUGCACACUGCGGAAGACUUGGAAAAGCGACAGCAAAACCAGGAGAAGGUGGCGGCCAAAAAGAAGAGAGCAGACGAGGAGCGAAUCAAGGAAAAGCUUUUCAAAGAGAAGCAGAAAAAGCUGAAAGAGAAGCUGGCCGAGAGGGAAGCAAAGAAGCUGAAGGAGCAAAAAGAGAAAGAUGAGGCUACUUUAGCGCAGCUCAAGUCUACAAGCCAAAAAGUCGUGCUGGCAAAAAUUCCAAAAAAGAGCAAAGCUGAGGAUGGCGACAAGAAAAAGGAUUCGCUUAGUGAGAAAAAGGCGGAUUCAUCGAGACGUAGCUCCACUGACGACGAAAAGAAGAAAAAGCCAUCAAAGAAGGAGUCUAAAUCACCUGUUGUGGACAAAGUCUCUUCACCCAUGCAACCUGUCAAGCAUAAGGUGAAAACUUUCAACUCAAAGUUCAGGUCGACUGGCUUGGAGGAGGAGCCUCCGCUGCCGCCCCCGAGAGGUCACAGCAAGAAGGACCUCAAGGAUAAACCUAACCUCAAGAGGUCACCUCCACCAGGUGGGAAAGAACCUGUGGAAAAGAAAAGUAAGCUGGAGGAUGUGGUGAAGAAGGUCAACGAGAAACCAAAACCUAAGCCGGGCAUACAACUUUUGCAAGAGAGCAACUUUUUCAUGGAUGCCCUCAACGCUACUGUGAAAAUAGAGCCCAGGAAAAGAAAACGGCGUGUCAGUUCCAGCAAAGAUGAUCCACCUCCUUCCAAGGAGAAGAAAACUGAGAAAGUUGCCUCUCCCACCCUAACAAAACCUGUCAAAUUCUACACAGAGAAUCAGGAAGGAAAAGACGACGACCAGGACAGAAACGAUGAUGACAGUAACCUUGAGGCUAGAAGUCCCACCCCUCCAGCUGAGAUCACGGGGGAGGAAUCAACUGAAAACAGUGAGUUGCGUCCAGAUGGCACCAAGAGUGUUUUAGUAAUUCACAGACCUGCAGAUCGGGUCAAGAAGUCAGUGCGAUUCAAAAGUGAUGAAGAACUAGUCAGCAUUCAGUAUUUCGAGCUGGAUGAGACCGAAAGAGUUAAUGUGAAUAAGAUGGGAGGGGACAUGAAAGUAUCUGACGCUGCUUACGAAAGAGACAUGUACAUGAACGCCAAGAAAAGAGCAGUGCGAAUUUUUGCAGAUGCUCAACCAGAAGUGAUAGAGAACAUUCCUUGGAAACUAAUUAAAAUAGAUUGCUCAAAUCCCUUGGCUGAGCCUGGAAAGAACAGCACGGAGAAAUUAGUUCAGGAAGAAAGAGAGAAGACGGUGUUGCAGGCGAUUUACUUCUCACCGGAAUCUAUUCCUGAUUCACCAGCUGAGGCUUUGCUAGAAGAGUUCUCUCCUGCCGAACCGAGAACCAUACCCUUGGACGACGUGACAGGCAACUUAGAUAACGUCAAAGAUUGGUCAUAUCUUCCUUGGAUUGAGCCAAAAGGAUUCGCACCUGUUGCAACUCCGGCGGUGGCACCUCCUGUGGCCGGAAGCAGUGGCGGUGGUGGUGGUGGAUGGAGGACGGGCGACGGCCAAAUUCUGGCUAGCAGCGUCCCAGAGCCAUCGACCUUCCAGCCCCAGCAGGGCUUCAACGUCGGCUACGAAACAGGCAACAUGAUGAACCCCAACUUCGGCUACCAGUCGAAUAACUUCAACAUGCCACGACCCGACUUCAAUAAUAUGAACGGCAUGAUGAACCCCAACAUGAUGCCGCCGAACGGAGUGCCACCACCCAACUUCAUGCCAUUUCCACCAGGCAACAACUUCAACGGUCCACCGCCAGGCAACUUUAAUGGCCCGCCGCCAGGCAACUGGGGGCCUCAGGGCUUCCGAGGGCGUGGGUUCAUGCGCGGCGGACGGGGCUUCUUUCCUCCAAGAGGGGGGCUGCGGACCAAUAUGUGCAAACACCACAUGCGAGGCUUCUGUCGCAACGGAGACAGCUGCCACUUCAAACACCAGUAGAGCUGGUGGCUGGCUGCACGAAGCAAGACUGACCUGUCGUUAAACCAAUGUGAUAAUUUCUAUUUAAAAUGCAUCUUGAGUGAAAUAAACCAUAAUAGGACUUAUUUGCGAAUCGUGAUAUGUCGCAAUUCCAGCUAAAUAUACAUAGUUCGUUAUGUAAGGUGCAUUUAAAAAUAAUAAUGAGAGAACUGACGUCUUGAGACUAAAAUAAAACUAAGUAUUAUAUACUUUUUCAAGAAAUGAAACACAGUCUCUUGUUGGUGUAAACAUUUAUUAUAAAAAAAGCCAUCGGAUGCUUGUUCAGUUCGGCUCAUCCCAAGGGCAGAAGCAAUUCCCGAGGUAGUGGGAACAGCAGGGCCGCACAGCUGGGUCUGUUCGAGUGUCUACCACGCUUGUGUUAUCCUUUUGCACCGAGUUAAGGUAUUCAUGCAAGACCUGAAGCGCCCGCUCGGCAACCUUGACUGAGAAACGUCAUAAACCAAAUUGCUAAGUCUCUAUAAAGAAAAUUUAUCACAUCUUCUAGUCCCGUGCAACGGGAAACGCUCUUCAGGGUCCAUCGCAAGGUCAAACACUAGGGGUGGGUAGUGGAAACGAAAAGGUGGCUCUGGCAGGCCGCAGCCUGCUACUCCUCCAGAGUGGAAAACUGCUUUCAUAUGUCUGACCCUGACGGCCCCUAUAUCGUCCCAAUGGCCAACGUGAGCGUUGCUCGGGUGAAGAAGGACCUGAAAAAGGUAGAUGUCAUGCUACGCAGUGUGAGUCAUGCUGUCCUGACCUGGUGGCCGUCGAUGGAAUGGCCCUGAAGCAAGUCAGUAGAUAUAUCAAGACCGUCGUAGAAGUGAUGGCUGGGCAAUUUUGCUCCAGUUAGUGAUGAAAUUGUUGGAACCACGUCAAGUGCUGACAAAAGUGCGCUGGACACUGUUGACUUAAUAUGAAGUAAUUUACGUUAUUUUUGCGUUCUUCUAGAUAUUGAUAAGCCUAAGCAUAGUGAAAUAAAUUGUAUUUUUGUUCGAAUAAUUAACUAAUAUGUAUGUACUCAAUGUAAUUAGGCAUAUUAACGGGGCAUUUUGUAGAAUAGAAAAAUAUGAUACCAUUCUGAUGUUGGUAAUAAAUCGAAUAACAAUAAUAAUAGA